Messenger RNA from Gasterosteus aculeatus aculeatus (three-spined stickleback), 3574 nucleotides. It is a transcript of the gene rest, whose product is annotated as RE1-silencing transcription factor. Lineage: Eukaryota; Metazoa; Chordata; Actinopteri; Perciformes; Gasterosteidae. The record is from RefSeq and is a predicted model, not a curated record. Gene Ontology annotation, cellular component: nucleus. Gene Ontology annotation, biological process: positive regulation of transcription by RNA polymerase II.
CAGCUGUAUUUUGCUCCUGAAGCCGCGAACCUCCAGCUCGCCGCAGUACGACGUGCUGACGUCACUCGCUGUGCGUCAGUGUGGAGGAAUGUGCGGAAACUUCUUGAGCACUUUUCUUUCUGCGCUGAUCGUCAAAAGAAAAAGUCCCAGAGCCUCAAACAAGUGAAUGAAAGUGGAUUAAAGUUGGACCCGAAGAGUCGAGGUGAAGACCUUCAUUCAACAUGGCCGCUCAGACGGUGUUCUCGGUGGGGAUGUUUCCCGUUGGCGGUCCCCUCAUGGAGGACGCUCAUGGCGACAUGCCAAAGAACACCCUGCCGGCCCCUCAGCUGGUGAUGCUGGCCAACGUGGCCGCCGUCACAGCGGCAGAGACCGGCGACGGCAGCGCGGCAGAUGAGAAGGAGAUGAUGGAGCUGAAGACGGUGGGCUGCAGCUACUCGGACAGCGAGGAGGAAAACGUUGUCAGGUACAGCUACAAUAACCAGAGCUACAGAGAGGUGUGCAUCCUGGAGUACCCAGAGUCUCCGAGCCCAAACAUCGUCGCCGUGGUUGUAGGAAACGAGGCGGAGGAGGAAGAAGGGGUCAAAGCUGAAGACCUGUCUCGUCACACUAAGCCCCGCCCCUCUGCUAAAACAGCAGAGCGGGUGGUGGAACAUCAACGUGGGCCCAUUGCCGCCACGGAGGGCAACAACAACAACAACAACAAGAAGAAGAAGCCCUUCCACUGUAAGCCGUGUCACUUCCAGGCUCAGAACGAGCAGGAGUUCGUGGAACACCUCGGCACUCACGUCAUCAGCAAGAUGAUGGUGGUGAACCGGGUGGAGGGCCGGAGCAACAAUAGGACCAAGGAGGCCACUGCCCCUGAGGCCCAGGAGGCAGAGAGCGGCGAGGAGGCAGCCGGCGACCUCAAAGGGCUGAUCCGGUGCGAGCGCUGCGGCUACAACACCAACCGAUACGACCAUUACAUCGCUCACCUUAAACACCACAACAAGGAGGGCGAGGACCACAGGGUGUUCAAGUGCACUCUGUGCCCGUACACCACUGUGAGCCAGUACCACUGGAGGAAACACCUGAGGAACCACUUUCCCAGCAAACUUCACACCUGCAGCCAGUGCUCCUACUUCUCCGACCGCAAGAGCAACUACAUCCAGCACAUCCGGACACACACAGGUAUUCGUCCAUUCCAGUGUCCUUACUGCGACUACUCCAGCUCUCAGAAGACCCACCUGACCAGGCACAUGAGGACUCACUCUGGUGAGCGUCCCUUCAAGUGUGAGAGCUGUAACUACCUGGCUGCCAACCAGCAUGAGGUGACCCGCCACGCCCGCCAGGUACACAACGGACCAAAGCCUCUGUCCUGCCCCUACUGCGAGUACAAGACCGCCGACCGCAGCAACUUCAAGAAGCAUGUGGAGCUCCACCUGAACCCUCGUCAGUUUCUGUGCCCGCUGUGCAAGUACGCCGCCUCCAAGAAGUGCAACCUGCAGUACCACAUCAAGUCCCGGCACUCGGGCUGCGACGUGACCCUGGACGUUUCCAAGGUCAAGCUGCGCGUGAAGAAGGCCGGACCUGACGGCGUGGAAGAGAACCAGGACUCCGUAGCCAGCAAGUUUGACAGUUUAUCCAGCGUGGAGGAGGACAUUGACAUGGAGGAGGAGGAAGAGGAGGAGUCGUCGAGUCCCAUCAAUCUGUCAAUCAAAAAGAGCACCCGGAUAGGCAUCGCCCAACCGGCUCAAACCGAAGCACCCGAAAGGCCUCCGAAGAAAUCCAGCCUCUUCGCUGAGAAAGAGAAACUUCAGAAAGUAAAGGAGAAGGGGGAACCAGAGAAAAGAGUCACCACAAGGCAGAAGAAGACUGAGAAGGUCCUCAAGAAUCCUCUGGAGAGUGAGGCAACAUCUGCAGACAAGGGCCAGAGACGAGUCAAGAAGAAGACUGUGCAGGACCAAGCAGCAGUAACCAAACCAGACCAGAUGGACCGAUCAAACCAACUGAGGCCGGAGGAGGAGAAAGCACGGAGGCAGAAAGAGGAAGAAAAGUUGAGGCCGGAGAAGGAGGGACAUCAGAAGAACGCUAGCAGCAGGAAGAAAAACAAAAGCCUCAACAAGCUGAGGAAGUCCAGAUCAAAGUCAGAGAAUAUAGCAGAAAGUGUGGUGGAAGCUCAGCAGAAAACCGAGAGCCCUGAGAAGAAGAAGGCUGCAAAGAGGAAAGCGGCGGAAGCUCUCGAUCUUUCCAAAAGCUCCUCGUCUGAGACUCCGUCCAAGGCUCGACGGCUGAAAGAGAAGCUGCAGGUGAAACCAGCUCCAGCAGACACUAAGGAGGUAAACGAUGCAGGUCCUGCCCCACAAAGGUCCAGUGGGGCCUCUCCUGCUAAGCAGAAGAAGACCAGGAACACCGGCAGAAGGUCCAGGAGCCUUCAGCAAACUGUGGAUCCAGUAAAAGACCAGAAGACCCCAGGCGGUCCACGAGCUUCGGCUGAGCCGGACCGCCCGAUGCAGAAGAAGACCUCCACUGGGAAAACCUCUCCAACACUCCCAGAGAAGACUCCCAACAACCCCCCCUGCCACUCGGGUGAGGACACGCCUCCUCCGGAUGAGGACCGCCCUCCCCCCACCUUUGUUAAACCCACGUCGCCUCCUUCACUGGUGCUGCCGGGCCAGCGUCACAAGCCCAGCGACCCGGAGGAGGACGAGGGGAUCCACAGCAGCCACGAGGGAGGAAGUGACAUCAGCGACAGCGCUUCGGAGGGCAGCGAAGACUCCGGCCUCAACGGCGCCGGGUCGGGAAAGAUGACCAACGACCCUGAAACCCCCACCGAGGAGAUCCCCACCCCGACAGAGCUCAAGAGCCACCUGUGCAUCUUCUGUGACCGCACCUUCCCCCUGGAGGCGGAGUACCGGCGCCACCUCAACCGCCACCUGGUCAACGUGUACUACAUGGAGGACUCCGCCAGGGCGCCGCAGUGAGGAGCGUCUCCACGGCAACAAGGUCUGCAGUCAGAUACAAAGCCAUGAACUCACUCCGGCCUUUCGGCUCAACUGGUGCCAAAACUCUGAAGUUUGAUUUAGUUUUUUAUAUUUUUUCAUCCCACCAAUGCGUUUUCUUGGUUUGUAACAUGAAUCAGAUGAGUUUCAUAACCAGCUCACACUUCUGAAUAUUAAAUCUUGUGAUUCUGAUGCGUGGGGGGCGUUUGGACCCGGUGGUCUGGCUCUGGUUCUGGACUUAUGUUCAUUGCGUGUUUGUAUUGUGUCAUAAAUCAUACUUCAGGAUUUCGUGUCACAAUACAAAAUGACCAUUUUAACAUUUCUAAAGGAAAGUUUGUCCAAAUAUUUUUGAUUCAACACCUUUCGACAAUCACUGUUUUUAGACUUCUGAUUGGUUGAGGUCACCGACUGACGUCAUUUAUCAUUUCUUAGUUAUCGCUGAUUAUCAUCUGAACUUUAACACAAUUAAACACAGAUUUCUGGUAACAAUUCUGUGUAUUCGAAGCAUAUGUUCUGAUAUUAAAGAGCUGAAAUGUAAACGUCUUAUUAAGUUUGAUACAAAGAAAAUAAACAUGAAUUAUCAUAUGCCUCAAUAA